Talaromyces amestolkiae is the source of this 1272-nucleotide messenger RNA. RefSeq lists its product as uncharacterized. Gene Ontology annotation, cellular component: membrane. Bases 1 to 1272 code for a protein of 423 amino acids. The record is from RefSeq and is a predicted model, not a curated record. Gene Ontology annotation, molecular function: phosphotransferase activity, for other substituted phosphate groups. The transcript has 3 exons. Lineage: Eukaryota; Fungi; Ascomycota; Eurotiomycetes; Eurotiales; Trichocomaceae. Gene Ontology annotation, biological process: phospholipid biosynthetic process.
AUGCCUGGAUUAUUCAAGAUGGCGCAAGCGGCGCAGGACUCGCUCUCCGAUGAAGCUUUGCUUCCCCUCAAAACCUACAAAUAUUCCAGCGUGGACAAGUCAUAUAUCUCAAAUUACAUUCUCAGGCAUUAUUGGAAUGCUGCUGUCGAGCUUUUGCCAUUAUCCAUCGCACCUAAUAUGGUCACCCUGUUAGGGUUCUUCUUCAUCAUUGCAAACGUUGCGAUCGUUACAAUCUUUGUGCCAGACCUAGUCGGACCGGGGCCGACCUGGGUAUACUACAGUUUCGCGCUUGGAAUAUGGAUGUACUCGACGUUUGACAACAUUGAUGGAAAACAGGCCCGUCGUACGGGCACAUCGAGUGGACUGGGAGAGCUGUUUGAUCAUGGAAUCGACUCUCUUAACUGCACCCUUGCCAGCGUGCUUCACACCGCUGCAAUGGGUCUUGGUUCGACACAGCUCGGCGCUUUCACGGCUCUGAUCCCUUGCUUGCCAAUGUUUUUCUCGACGUGGGAGACAUAUCAUACGCAUACACUAUAUCUCGGAUACUUCAAUGGGCCUACCGAGGGAUUGAUUAUUGCGGUCAUAAUCAUGGUUCUUUCCGGAAUAUACGGACCCCAGAUGUGGCGCGGCCAAGUUGCGGAUACGUUUGGCCACAAGGAAAUAUUUGGAACUCAUACAUAUUUGGACUACUGGGUACUCAUUGUGUUUGGGUCGUUCAUGGUCGCACAUUUGCCGGCAUGUGUUUACAAUGUCGUUCAGGCUCGUCGUCGUCAAAGUUUGCCAGUAUUGCCUGUUUUCAUGGAAUGGACAUCGAUUGUCAUCUUUACAGUCUCAGUGAUGGGUUGGCUGUGGUCUCCUUAUUCGACCUUACUAGCCAACAAUCAUUUGGUCCUCUUCUGCAUUGUUAUGUCUUUCGUCUUCGGCCGCAUGACCACCAAGAUCAUCCUUGCUCAUCUGAUCAGACAACCAUUUCCCUACUGGACCUCAAUGCUAGUUCCACUGAUUGGUGGUGCCAUCCUUGCAAACUUGCCUUAUCUUGGAUUCCCAGCGGUCAGCGCCGGAUUUGAGCUCUGGUAUCUCCGUUUUUACCUCGUCUACGCCUUUGUCAUCUACAUGCACUGGGCUUUCUUGGUGAUUAACAGAAUCACCACUUUCCUAAACAUCAACUGUUUGACAAUCAAAAAAGACAAGUCCGCUGCAAGGGACCAUGUUUACCGCAACUUUGGCGAACCCAGGAACAACAGCGACAAAGCCGGCUUGAAGCAUCACUAA